Molecule: messenger RNA, 960 nt
Organism: Orycteropus afer afer
Lineage: Eukaryota; Metazoa; Chordata; Mammalia; Tubulidentata; Orycteropodidae
Gene: CIMIP2A
Product: family with sequence similarity 166 member A
Exons: 7
Coding region: 1-960 (319 amino acids)
Source: RefSeq, a predicted model, not a curated record
AUGACAGGGACACAGAAACAUGACCUCUUCACUCCGGAGCCUCACUACAUCCCUGGCUAUGCCGGCUUCUAUCCACAGCUGCGAUACCAGGUUGGGAAAACCUAUGGUCGCACCACAGCCCAGCUGCUCACAGAUGCCAGUGUGCAGAAGAGCCCCUGCUCCGUGCUGUCUCCCAUGUCCAGGCCCAAGUUCAUAGAGGACUUCAGCAAGCCCAAGCCACCCUUGGAUCCCUGCUGGUACCUGAGCCAGCCCUACAUCCCACACUACAGCGGUCCCAAGCCCUACAAGAACUUCAAGAUUCUGGGCCAGUACCCACCCCAGGAUUUGGAUGCCCAGGGGCUGCUGAGUGCAGAGAGUGGGCCCAGGAAGGUCCUGCUACCAUCAGGCUUCAUGCCCUAUCCUCCCUACCCACCGUGCCCACCGGGCAGGAAGGAGGACUCCAAAGACUUUGGACACCCAGGCCUGCAGUUGGCAUAUGGGGAGGAGGGCUGGAGGCCACCCCUUGUCCAUGAGGCCCCAGGAAACUCCCAGCUGUAUCACUACCGGAGGGACGAGUACCUGCCCCCAACCCACCAGUCAGAGACGCUGGACGUGGGCAGGUUUCAGAGGCUGCCCCAGCUAGACCACCCCAACCUGAUCCAACGGAAGGCCAUCUCAGGCUACGCCGGCUUCGUGCCCCAGUUUGCCUGGGUGAUGGGAAUGAACUACCGCGAUGGGGUCACACAAGCCUUGGAUGAGUUUGACAGAAACCAGUUCCUAUUCAGGAACCCCAUCUGUGCCCUGGGUGAGAGGCUGCCCAAGACGCACUGGCCCAGCAACGCCAUCUACAACAGCCAGGGUCUGAUUCCCUUCUAUAUGGGGUUCGUACCAUCCAUGCAAGACAACUCCGGGCUAACGUUCGGCAACAGCACCCGGAAGGCCUAUCGUGAGGAAGCGGAGAGGCGCAGCCACACACUAUGA